Silurus meridionalis is the source of this 1523-nucleotide messenger RNA. RefSeq names its product cell division cycle associated 8 (gene cdca8). Gene Ontology annotation, biological process: mitotic sister chromatid segregation. The record is from RefSeq and is a predicted model, not a curated record. NCBI's taxonomy places the organism in Eukaryota, Metazoa, Chordata, Actinopteri, Siluriformes, Siluridae. The coding region runs from base 16 to 993 and encodes 325 amino acids. The transcript has 11 exons. Gene Ontology annotation, cellular component: chromosome, centromeric region; chromosome passenger complex; spindle midzone.
ACGGCAAAGACCCGUAUGAGUGACGUAACACAGUACGCCGGCUGCUCAUUGGCUGGUAUAUUUCAACCAGUAAAUUUGAAUAGAUUUUUGCCAACUGCUGGAGUAGGUCGGGAAGCGGCAGAAAACCGAAGUAAAAAGUACAUUAUCUUCAACAGCAGGAUCAACAUGGCGCCCAGAAAAAGAACCACUAAUGCCAAGAACAAAAAGAACAGCAAGAUGCCCAAACUGGAAGCUUUUCUGCUCGAUUUUGAUGAUGAAGUAAAUACAAUCAUUAAGAGGUUGCAUGAGAAGACCAACCACCUUCUUAAAGAUGCAGACAACCUGUACAACAUGACUCUGAUCAAGCUUCCAAUGGCAGUGCGGCAUAUGAACUGGAUUCAGUAUUGUGGAUCUGAAAAGCCAGAAACUCCUGUGGAUGAAUCCAAGCAAAAGGAGGAAGCUGCUCAGGUGGAGCUCACCAUCGCUCAAGAUCAUACAAUUCCCCUCAAGUCUUCCAAUGAUUCAAAGUCCAGUGUAAAGCCUGAGGAUGAAGAGAAUUCGGUCCCGAAGUCUACAACCAAAAAGGGAAGACCAAAGAAAGCACCAUCAACUACCAAGAAGGCUAGAGCCCUCUCUGUAAGCAAGCAGAAUGGCACUAUUAGAAAAUCCACCAGGAAGCCCAUGGUUACCCCUGCCAGAAGUUUCCUAGACUCUUCCAUCAUGGGUCCAACUCCACUCGUCACACCCAGAUUUGACUCCAGGUUGCCAAAGACCCCAGCAAUACGAGUUCCUCGUCACAGAGAGAAGGUGUACAGCAUCUCUGUGAAUGGCUCUCCCAUCGCUGGAGGAACUGAAGAUAUUGUCAUCAAUGUUCCUCUGGGCAAUGGAGAGUGCAUUCAGCUGCUGGCCAGCGAGAUGAAUUCUGUUGAUCUGAGUCAGCUGGAUGAGAAAGCAAUUCAAAGUAUCAGGAAGCUGCAGAAUCGACUCACAGCUCUCUGUGGAGCCUCAGAAUAAAGAGCCUGCAAUCCAGCGACAAUUUCAGCGCUUCGUAAACACCAUCCUGUAUUUUAAAUCAUUGUUUUAUAUCAGAACUUUUAGUUCUUAUUGUUGUUGUUUUGCUUUUUAUGUUUUAGCUACAGAUAUUUCAUCAAUUUUCCUGUUCUAUAUUGUCAUGGGCAUUUUCUCAAUGUACUUGUAGUCACAGUGUACUGUUCAGGUGUGCAUUAUUUUGUAAAUAUGCUCAAAAUAGUAACCAGAUGGUUUCCUUUUGUUAUGUAAAUGUGUUUCCUGAUAUUUAUCUGUAAUUCUGCUGCUUUCUUUGAGGAACAGAAGUACUGGAUGUGUCUCCCAGAGCUAAGGACAUGUGUAGAAUAGUGUCACUACAUUUAAAAUCCUUAAGUGAUUUUGUCCAAAUUGACUAAUUGAAUGUUUGACAUUUGUAAUUUGAGCUAGUCUCUUUUGUGGGUAAAACAUCCAGCUACUUGAAAACUGUGUAAUGUAUGUAUAAAAGAAAUUCAACCCCAUAAACAACUUUAAAAAGCAAA